Molecule: messenger RNA, 2118 nt
Organism: Capronia coronata CBS 617.96
Lineage: Eukaryota; Fungi; Ascomycota; Eurotiomycetes; Chaetothyriales; Herpotrichiellaceae
Exons: 3
Coding region: 1-2118 (705 amino acids)
Biological process (GO): cellular response to starvation; regulation of DNA-templated transcription
Cellular component (GO): nucleus
Molecular function (GO): RNA polymerase II transcription regulatory region sequence-specific DNA binding; DNA-binding transcription factor activity, RNA polymerase II-specific; zinc ion binding
Source: RefSeq, a predicted model, not a curated record
AUGACGGCCUCAGAUGUCGAAGAUGGCCACUCUCGUUCGGCCUCUCCCGACGACAGUGGAACCGAGCAAGUGCCUGAUAGUAUGGCCGAAGCGCAACCCAAGGACGACAACCCCGAGCAACCGAACGGAUCACAGUCCACUAAUCUGAAGGAUCCUUCCCGACCGAGAAGGAAGAAGGCGCGCAGGGCGUGUUACGCUUGUCAACGUGCUCACUUGACGUGUGGUGACGAGCGGCCAUGCCAGCGAUGUAUCAAACGAGGACUCCAGGACGCCUGCCAGGAUGGGGUGAGGAAGAAGGCCAAGUAUCUUCACGAUGCGCCCAAUGAGGCCCUCAUGCCGGGUGUUGGGGGAACCCUUUUCAGCCAUCCUGCCGGGAAGCGCAGUUCGACAAUGGCGACUGACACGUCGUCGCAACAGCCAUUCUUCCAGCAAUCACAAACAUUCAACAACUUCCACACGCCCUCGCAGAUGCCUCCUCCUAUGCUGCACGAGCGAAGCAUGAGCUCUACGAGUUUCGCUCAACAGUCACCCUUGAGCAACAAUUUCACAGGUGUCGCGUCGCAGGUCCCGCCGCAGGUCCCGCCGCAGGUCCCGUUGCCGAGUCCUGUCAUUAACCAAGAUCAGGCUGUUGCCAACAAUAUUAGCAACACCACCUGGCCAGGGCAACUUUUCGAUGAUCAGACCAUGUUCAAUUUCGACCUUGCGAGCAUGAACUUCGGCAACCACUACGGCGCAUUGGAGUUUGGCAUGCUUGGUCACAUGGCCACAAACGCCGGCGAAACUCCCCCCAGUGAUACUGCUACACAAAGAGGUUCCAUCGCUCAGCAGUAUCACAUGCCUCUGGGAAGCUUCAGCGAGAGCCCUACGGGUCGACAGCAAUUCUAUGGCGAUACGAUGAUGUCGGAAUGGUCCAAUGGAAAUGAUCCUUACGGCACACAAGGUCGCCAAAUGGCACCUAACGCUUUUGCAAUAGAAUCCAAUCCGACACAUUGGACCUCUCCCGAUACUAAUGGAACGCCUACCAAUGCAGCCAAGUUCGAAGACUCUCCAUUGAUGACCAGCUCCGCAAUCCAGGUCCCGCCUACUACGGUUGAUGUUGGGAUGUUACAUCAACCAUCCAACACUGUCGACAAUAGGAAUCGCCCACCUUCUCUGAUAUCUACUCCUCAGCUGAAGGCAAGAUCACAACUACCCAUCAAAACGCUGAAGCGGCCGCGGGAUCCUUCAUCCAUCUAUACUACUGUCACGAGCCCUCACCCAUACACUACUGGCUACCACCGCUGCCUAGCAUAUCUGCAGAAGCGGUUUUCCACGCAGCCGUCGAAGACCCUCACGAUUGCGAAGGCAUUAGCCUCGAUCCGACCUUCGUUUAUCGCGACCACCAAGACCUUGAAUAGGGAAGAUUUGAUUUUCAUGGAAAAGUGUUUCCAAAGGACUUUGUGGGAAUAUGAAGGGUUCAUCGAGGGCGUGGGCACUCCGACCAUUGUGGCCAGAAGAACAGGCGAGGUCGCUGCAGUUGGAAAAGAGUUCCAAAUACUCACGGGCUGGACAAAGAGUGUUCUGCUGGGGCGAGCUCCUAACCUCAAUGUAAACAGAGGACACUCUGGGCAGACGCCUGCGGGUGGCUCCGGUACCACCACGGCAAGAGCCACAGGAUUCAAUACUCCAACUCGAGGUAGUGCUCAAGAUCCAGACAGCGAUGAGAAACGGGCACAGCCGGUCUUCCUAGCCGAGCUGCUGGACGAUGAUUCAGUCGUGCAAUUCUACGAAGACUUCGCCCGACUGGCCUUUGGGGACAGCCGUGGAAGUGUCAUGGGACGAGGAAAACUCCUCAAAUAUCGCACAAAGGACGACGAGCUCGCCCAGAACCUCCACGCAGAGGCCGACGCACGACAUGAAGAAGCCAAACAGGCCAAUGGCAUGGACGUUCGCCGCCAGGAGUACUCCCUCGCUCGUCGACAGAACGAGCUGAAGAGGGAUGGCAUCUCCGGCGAAAAAGGUAUGCAGAAGCUGGGCUCUGCAGACGGUAAAGUGGAAUGCACAUAUUGCUGGACAGUCAAACGGGAUGUAUUCGACAUCCCGAUGCUUAUUGUUAUGAAUUUCCUGCCUUGUAUAUAG